AUGGCGGCACGAAAACUUCAGCAAGAAGUCGACAAGUGCUUCAAGAAAGUCACUGAAGGCGUGGCAGAAUUCGAAUCAAUCUACGACAAGAUAGAGCAAUGCACAAAUGCUGCGCAGAAGGAGAAGUUGGAGGACAACCUCAAACGUGAGAUCAAAAAGUUGCAGAGGCUUCGUGAUCAAAUCAAGACAUGGGCUGCAAGUAAUGACAUAAAGGAUAAGGGUCCUCUGUUAGAUCACCGGAAAUUGAUUGAAACGCAAAUGGAAAAGUUCAAGGCAGUAGAGAAAGCUAUGAAGACAAAGGCAUAUUCGAAAGAAGGGCUGUCAGCGGCAGCGAAGCUGGAUCCGAAGGAGCGCGCGAAAAUGGAGACCGGGGAAUUCUUGGGCAACAUGGUAGAGGAACUAGAGCGCCAGAUCGAGACAAUGGAAGCCGAACGGGAAUCGAUAUCAGCAACAAUGAAGAAGGGGAAAACUCAAAGUGCCAAGGCCGAUAGGAUAGCAGAGCUGGACAACUCAACGGAACGACAUAAAUUUCAUCAAAAUAAGUUGGAGCUUAUCAAACGCUGUCUGGAAAAUGGUACUGUCGAGAUUGAGCAAGUCAAAGAUCUUGAGGAGUCCAUCAAAUAUUAUGUGACCGACAAUAUGAACGAUGACUUCAUGGAGGACGAGGAAAUGUAUGAUGAGCUCAACCUUGAUGAGGAAGAAGAUAAUUACGGCAUGAAUAAUGAUAAUGACCGGGUAUCAUCACAAGACACACAAUCGAUACAGGAGGAUGUACCAGAUACAGAUCUACGAUCCAAUAGUUUACCUGGGAAAUCGAAAUCAGGUUCAGAACCGCCUCUAGCUGCUGCACGAAGACCUUCUACGCAACUCAAAAGCCCUCUCCCUUCCUUGGCCACUUUACAUACCCCUCUAUCGACUUUGUCAACCAAUGGAAGCUCAAGUAAUCUUAUGAAACCAGCCGCGGUACCUACACGUGCCCCUGGAGAGACUUUGAAAUAUGCUUCGGCGGCGGCGGCGGCUGCUGCUAGUGAUAAGAAUGGCCUUGCUCCUUUGCCCCCUCCACCUGAAACUUUACCGACCCCCGCAACGUCAGUCAGUCACCCACCUUUAUCUGGAAGUGCUGGACGAAGACCGAGUGUGACGGCAUCUCCAACAACUAUACAUUCACAAACUGCAAGUGUAAAUCAGACACCUGUGACACGAUCCAGUGUUCCAACUACAGAUACGCCAUCAAGUGCCCAAGCUAAAUCUCCAGCUUUGAGUCAAUCAAGUGCUGCACCUAGUGGAGCUAGCGUGUCCCAUCCUGUUGAAAAAACAGAGAAUACGAGACCAAAUCUUUCCUCGAAUUCGUCAGGGAAGCAACCAGCCUUAUCUAAAACAGCAGAAGGAAAGAAAGCUGUUCCACCACAAUCGAAUGGUGUCUCGAAUGGGCUUAAGUCAAGUACACCAGAGAACACAGAAUCUGUAUAUCAUCUGCCUUCUGGAUUCCAGGAUAUGCUUCAAUCUUUUGACGUAAUUCAAAAGAGUGCCCCAGAUGUUUUAUCCACAGCAUCGCAGAGAAUGUUAGCAUCAUCCCAGGCUAGUGGUCCUGGCAUGUCAGACGUUUCGCCUCCUCGUAGCUACAAACCAGAAACCCCUUUCAACACUCCAUCAUAUUAUCCCCAAGACGUUCCGUCGGUGCUAGAUGACCCUAGGCUAUAUAACCGUAUAGAUGGAGAAACUUUGUUCUAUGUCUUCUACUACAAGCAAGCCACAUAUCAACAAUAUCUUGCAGCUAGGUCACUAAAAGAACAAAGUUGGCGAUUUCAUAAGCAAUAUCAAACUUGGUUCCAACGUCAUGAAGAGCCCAAGGAAAUUACUGAGCUGUAUGAGCAAGGAACUUAUCGUUUCUUUGAUUAUGAGAGCACAUGGAUGAACCGAAGAAAAGCGGACUUCAAGUUCAUCUACAAAUUCCUAGAGGACGAUGUAUGA
Molecule: messenger RNA, 1971 nt
Organism: Botrytis byssoidea
Lineage: Eukaryota; Fungi; Ascomycota; Leotiomycetes; Helotiales; Sclerotiniaceae
Exons: 4
Coding region: 1-1971 (656 amino acids)
Biological process (GO): nuclear-transcribed mRNA poly(A) tail shortening; regulation of DNA-templated transcription
Cellular component (GO): nucleus; CCR4-NOT core complex; P-body
Source: RefSeq, a predicted model, not a curated record